CGUCGUGACGCUACAGCGGGCAGAGAGCGCGCAGACAGACGAGGGUGAGCAAAGAUCUUAGAGCUUUGAGGGUGAGCGUCGCAAAAUGGUCCCAAGAAGAUGGAAGGUGCUGCUCGGGAGCGAGGCCCAACCUGAGGAGGGCCUGGAGAUUAAGGUGAAGGAGGAGGCCCAGGUGUUUGAGAUCAAGGUGGAGGAGGAGGUCCAGGCCCAGGCCCAGGAGGUUGUAGUCAAGGAGGAGGAGGAGGAGGAGGAGGAGGAGGAGGAGGAGGAGGCCCAGGAGUUUGAGAUCAAGGAGUUUGAGAUCAAGGUGGUGGAGGCCCAGGAGAUUGUAGUCAAGGUGGAGGUGGAGGAGGCCCAGGCCCAGGCCGCGGAGAUUGAGGUCCAGAUGGAGGACGAGGAGGGGCAGGAGAUUGAGAAUCUUCGCAAAAAUGACAAGAGGGGUGAGAGAGGACAGGCAUCAACACAUCAAGACAGCCUCCCAAAACACCCAUAUUCAACAAGACAUUACAAUAACAGAAGACCCGUCAGAGUACGUAUGAUCUGAGAUUAAGCGCCGUGUUUAGUUCAAGGAUUGACUGGUGCAUAAAAGAGCCCCUCAUUCCAACUUUAUUACAUUUUGGAACCCUAUAUCUCCGGUUUGAUGGUAACAAAUUGUACUCACUAUUCAGAACGUGGUUGGUGUCAGAGCAAAUGUUAUUGGCAAACCUUAGUAUGCUUUUAAGGUAGGAUGAUAGAUACAAUUGUUGUAGUGGGUGACCUACAAUCUUUGAGCAAAUUUAUAUUUGUUGGAGCAGUUUUGAUUGAGAAGUAGCAGACAGACUCUUGUACCAUGUAGUGUUACAAUACUGCAAAACACUCAUUAUCACGACAGUAAAAAAACUAAUAAAAGGAUUU
Molecule: messenger RNA, 894 nt
Organism: Leucoraja erinaceus (little skate)
Lineage: Eukaryota; Metazoa; Chordata; Chondrichthyes; Rajiformes; Rajidae
Product: glutamic acid-rich protein-like
Exons: 2
Coding region: 86-544 (152 amino acids)
Source: RefSeq, a predicted model, not a curated record